Syngnathoides biaculeatus (alligator pipefish) is the source of this 3065-nucleotide messenger RNA. RefSeq names its product C-type lectin domain family 11 member A-like. The coding region runs from base 1266 to 2069 and encodes 267 amino acids. The transcript is spliced from 6 exons. NCBI's taxonomy places the organism in Eukaryota, Metazoa, Chordata, Actinopteri, Syngnathiformes, Syngnathidae. The record is from RefSeq and is a predicted model, not a curated record.
UGGUCCUCGCUCCUACAUUUUGUAUACGCCUCGACGACUGUCCCGAUGCGUCAUCAGUAGAAAAAAUAUAAAACUGUAAUACGGUUUCUAAAUAGAAUUGCUGGUUUAUUUCCGUCAGGAUGCCAUUUUCUGCACAAUUAUAACACAUAAGGUAAUCGGUGCAAAAGCUUCUUACCCCGCACCGAGUGACUUGGCCACACCUGACUGACCUGUUGCGUAUUUUGCGGAGUUUGCCAGCUGUUUCUGUGAGUAGCCAAUGAGUCUGCUGAAAAUACGGUUCUGAGGUCACUAGUCCACCUUAAGUCAUCUAAGAAGUGCAUGUAGCAUCAAAUAUUGUGUUUUAGUUCAAUAUUUCAGGUUCUCUCAAGGAUCUAACAUCUUGUAUUCAGUAUUUUGUAAGAUGCUAGGUAUCACUAUGCUCAUCUUAGCAUAAAAGAGAACUAACUCGUUAAUUACUAUAUCAUACACAUCUCAGUCAGGAUUUAAGGCAAAUAAAGUUUUGCAUAAAUGUAAGCUGACAGUUAAUUAAGACAUCAAAUCAACAAACUAUGCGUAACAUAAACACACUGGAUAAUAAUGAAUAUCCUCAUUAUGGCAAAAAUAAAUCUGGAUCUUGUACGCAAAGAGUGGAAAUGCGAUAGGUCAGGGGUGUCAUACUCAUUUUUGUCGCGGGCCACAUUUUAGUCCCGGUUGCCCCCAUUAUGACUGUAAACCCAUAAAAAUAUUGAACCUCCUCAUUAUAUUUACACAUUAAAUUUCUGAACUAGUUUUGGAAUCAAAAAUCAAAGGUAAUGGGUUUUUCAACUAUUGUUGUUUGGCAAACACACAAAUGUUUUAUCAUUUAUGAUAUAACAAUUUGAAAGUUUGGUACAGAUUUUAACAAAAAUCACGGAAGUUAAUACACGUGAUUUGUCUUUGCGGGCCGCAUAAAAUCACGCGGCGGGGCAGAUCUGGCCCACAGGCCUUUAGUUUGACACCAGUGGUGUAGGUAAACAAAAAAGAUUUUCACGUUUGUCAACUAGCUAGCGGUGCCCUCAAAACAAAAAAUAAAUAAGCAAAUGAAUGAUGGGCAGUCCGGGUGGACGAAAUGACACACGCGAUAUUUGGAAUUGACAUCAUUUUUCUUUAGAUCAUUUUUUCCAGUAUUCCAGCUGAGUCAUGUCUCUGUGGGAGGCGAGGAGCAAGGAGAAACAGAGAGAGGCAGGACGGCAAGAGAGAAAAGGGGGAUUUUUUUCAUACUUCUUUCAGGAGUCGGGAGGUUGGAAAUGGGACCGGUCGCCAGCUCGCUCGUUCUGCCGUUUUUGUGCUCGCUGGGCUUCUGCGUUCUGGCCGGGACACUGCAACCGACACAGGUGUCUCUUGCAGAUGUGAAAAAGUCACGAGGAGAUGUUCCCGACGUUCCAAUAUCGGAAGUGGAGCCCACAAACCCGGCAACAGACUUUGAAAUCUCCUACAACUACGUUUUGUCCAGACUGGCCGGGAUGGACCAGGCCAUGCACAGGCUCAACGUGGGCCACUAUACCGUGGGGGUCGGUGUGGACCAGCUAAUGGAGCGUCUGUCCCGGAUGGAUGCCAAGAUUGUGGAGCUGGAGGACAAAAUCCGAGAAGUCUACCAACACAGCAAAGACAACCGCAAAGAGACAGGUAGACUGGAAGGUUGCCAGAAGGGUCUGCGGAUGGGCUACAAAUGCUACCUAGUCUACCACAGCUACGAGGACUUCGCGGGGGCGUCCAAGAAGUGCCUGGAGCGGGGGGGCCGCAUGGCUAUGCCGCGAGACCGCCGCGAGCAGGAGGCGCUGGCCGACUACGUCAAGUCGUUCUUCCGGUCGGGCAACCGGCCCGUGUGGCUAGGCAUCAACGACCUGGCAGCCGAGGGCGUGUACAUCUUUGACGACGGUACGCCCGUCUCCUACUUCCAGUGGCGGAGACACUUUCUGGCCGGCCAGCCGGACGGCGGCAAGCACGAGAACUGCGUGGCAAUGGCGUCAGACGACGGUGAUUGGUGGGAUCACUACUGCGACAGGACCAUGAACUACAUGUGCGAGUUUGAUGACAGGGUGGCACUUUAGCUGAACUCCAUCUCAAUUUUAACCAUUAAAAGCAUACAAACUGUACUUCACCGAAGGGCCAACUCCAUGGGCCUUGGCCGACCCCUAAAACCGACAUUGGUCUUAAUGUUAGCUGGCUAGCCGGAGCUAAGUAGCAGGUAAUACUGAGGUGGCUAAGUGGCUAACAAAGCCGAGGUUGCUAACCGAUGUCAACCAACUAACUUAAGUGGCUAGCUAGCUAAGUGUACUUAAGUGGCUAACAAUACGUAGCUGGCUAGCUCAUAUUUCAUUUACCUUCUGAGGUUUAUUAUUUAUACCGUCCUUUAUCCCUGCUUAAAAACAAUUCUAUAGAACAUUUCUAAAGAAUUUCUAUAGAACUUUAAAACCCAAGUCCUAUAGAAAUUAUAUUCUUUAGAAAUUCUAUAGAAAAAUCUCAGCCAAAGUUUUAUAGAAGAAGUUAUUCUGCACAAAUUGUAUAGAAUUCUAUAGAUUUCUAUACAAUUUCUAUAGAAUUUUUUUUUUUUAGUAGGGGGACUAGAGUGGGCCCUUGUGUAUCAUAAUUUCAAUCGUCCAUAUGUGUUUUGCGAAUUGUAGAAUUGUACCGUGUAAGUGGAGUUAAGGAGCUAACGAUAACUAGCUGGGUAACCAGUUGAUACACGCUGCGGAUACAUGGAAAAAUAUUUCCAUAUUGCAACAUUUGUGACAGUGACAUGAUAAAUGAAACAUUUUGAUAUUAGAAAUGAAUUAAAUCAGAUACGUAAUUUUGUGUGACAUUUGCUUCCUCAGAAAUUGUUCAUACGGAUUGCAUGUAAAUAAUUUUAUAUCAACGUUAACAUAUGGGGGGGGGAAAUCUGAUCUUUGUGUUUCCUUCUAAAUGACACAAUCCUGUGUAACUUUAUUUAAAAUUAAUACACCACGGUUGUUUUCCUAAUACAGUAGUUAAAUACAAAUAAAGACUGAUGCACUUGAAAAGAUGGAUGGACGAUAUUUUGUUAUAUCCAAUAAUUACCACUAGGU